Messenger RNA from Caenorhabditis remanei, 1593 nucleotides. RefSeq lists its product as uncharacterized. Bases 1 to 1593 code for a protein of 530 amino acids. The transcript has 10 exons. The record is from RefSeq and is a predicted model, not a curated record. NCBI's taxonomy places the organism in Eukaryota, Metazoa, Nematoda, Chromadorea, Rhabditida, Rhabditidae.
AUGAAUCGGAAGAAGACUAACAAGAAUAAGAGUGUCCCUUCCCCAUCUCCACUUUUCUACGUACCUCGUCCAGAUGGAAAAGUUCCCUAUUUCAUCGAUCCGCGUGAUCCAAAAGCCAGAGAAGCUGCAGCUAAGCUCAUUGCUGAUCAAGCAAUCGAAGAAUCAGAUGCUCGUCGUGCUGCCGGAGGACCAGUGUUCAACCCAGACAUGCCUGAUGAAAUGAGAAGGACAUUGGAGAGACUUGCACAGUCAUCUAAUAUCAUUGUUCCUGGAUUCUCCAAAGUCAAAGGACCUGAGGAAGAGUUCGAGAAGAUGCAGGAGGCGUUGAGGAAGAAGGAUGAGGAGAAGAAGGAAAAUGGAGAUGGAUCACCUCCCAAGUUCAAAAACUCGAAGCUUCAACAAUGCCCUCCAACCGAUAAAAUCGGAGAACAUUAUAAUAAUGGUGUUUUCUAUGGAAACUACAAGGAUAUCGGUGAUUUGGUCCCAAAUUUUGCAAUGUUUCCGGAUGAUUUCGAAGGAAGAGCAGUCUCGAAGUUUUACAUUCUCAACGAUUUGGAUCGUAGCAGAGAGCCUCCGACGGAAGCUUUUCUGUGUCUGACUAACAUUUUGAGACACUUUCCCGACAAGAAAUUGUAUCUUCGAACUCUUUCCCCAAUUUGCAACGGAAUCAUUGAUAAGCGAGUGGUUGCGGAGGAGGUUCUGGAAAUGCUUCCGCUGGUUCUGCGACAACAAAAAAGUCGGAUUUCUUAUUCUGAUCCACGCCUCUUUCUACUCCAUCAAAUGCAUCAACCAAAACCGUACAGAAAAUAUCACAUCUACAGUACCAUGGGUAUGGAGGAGCUGCAAUUAAUUCUGGAGGAAUUCGACGUGAACAAGAAUCUGAUUACGCUCAUCGAUGAUAAAUCUUUUGAACAGGGACAACGAAGAAUGCAUGAGGAUGGAGAGACUGAAAUUCCAUUCGUGAAUUAUUCGGGCGAGAAGUCGAUGCUCAUCUCUCAAGCAAUUCGACACGUAUUCCACUCGCUGGUUUAUGGAGUUCACUGGGAGAAGGAUCAAUGUGUGAAACAUGAGAAUUGUUUGGAACAAUUCAGAAAGAUGGUUCUGUUCGUUAUGAGGGAAUAUGCAGAGUUUGAUGAGAAUUACCUUAUUGCAAAGGACAUCGUCGACGGACACAUCCAGAAACUGAAAUCUCAUUGUGCAUUUGUUCUCCAGAAGAACUUACCUGAAAGACAACUUCUUGUCCAUCUGAAAGAGACUGAUCGACGAACCUACACAAAGCUACAAAGUCCGAUUUCUAAUGUCUCUGGGAUUCAUGAAAAUCUUCUUCAAAUCUUUCAAAGAAGAGAAGAUUCAAUCGAUUCUGAUCAAUGCGAUGAUGCAAUGUUUCAAUGUUUCAAAGUGGCAAUGUUUGAAUGGGAAGAGAUGAAUGAGUAUAUGCGCAAUGAGAUGAAAACAUUUCAAGACAACGGUCAAAACGAUUCCAAUGUAUCAGAAGUUGUCCACGAGAAUAAUCGUUUCUUGCAUCACGUAGGAAGUCGAAGUACUGCAGUCUACUCGAAAAUGAAAACACCUUAUCCAGAUAUUAGUGUCUAG